This is a messenger RNA of Styela clava, 5684 nucleotides long. RefSeq names its product DENN domain-containing protein 3-like. Lineage: Eukaryota; Metazoa; Chordata; Ascidiacea; Stolidobranchia; Styelidae. Gene Ontology annotation, cellular component: cytoplasmic vesicle. Gene Ontology annotation, molecular function: protein binding. Gene Ontology annotation, biological process: regulation of Rab protein signal transduction. The record is from RefSeq and is a predicted model, not a curated record.
GAAUUCCAUAUUAUAAAAAAUAGAAAGUUGUCAUGGCUUCUCGUAGUUCACAACAGCCUGGCCUGUCAUCUCUUGGAUUGCAAGAUCGACUGCUUGAAGUUGCUGUAGUUGUGGGAAUGGAUGAAGAAACUGGGCUACAUGUCAGGAAUAUGAAUAGGUCCACAGAAGGCUCUGCUGAAGAAUUGUCUUUAUUUGAAACUCAUUUUCAAGGUCAUUUGCUUGACAUCUUAUCGGGACCCCAAGAUGCCACUGGAGAAAGUAGUUCUUGGAAGUUAUCGUUGAAGAUCCCAAAGAAACCAAACAAACCUGAGCCUGCUAAACAUUUAAAAAGAGCUGUGUCUGUGAGACAACUAAGAAAAAAAGCCAACAAACAUGAAGAAGUUCCCGUAUCAACAGAUUUCCUCAGUAAUAUGCCCAGUUUGUGUCUCCCAGGAGACUCAAAAGUUUAUUCAACUCAACCAAAACCAAGGAUUCAUUCUACUGUUCUGACAGAUAUUGGUGGUGAUCGACAUUAUGCUUCCAUUCUUACUUUCUACAAUCAAUACUUUGCCAUCAAGGGGAAGGAUAACACAUGGAAUCUUUCGCUGAAAGAGAAAUCACAUUCUAGUCACGCUGAAACAAAUGGAGAUGGUUCUAGCAUUGUACAAGUUUGUUAUGUUCCCUGCUGUGUGUGCUUCGUCUCUUUAAAACCAUAUUUCACUGUCUUGAAAGAUACAUUAUCUUGUUUUUAUAAAGAUUCAUCUCUGUCUGACAAUGGUUUGUUUCGAAAGAUUUUGGAAAAAUAUGUAACAAAUUUAUCUGUGGUAGUGUGUCCUCCAUCUUUUAUUAAAGUGAAAUUCAAUAUAGUUACUUUGCCUAUUGUUCUCUUGCCUCCUGAUAAUCCAGUGAAGACAGACCAGAUAGUUGACAUUGAUUUGAGAUUACCGCUCCUUAUAUUCAAAAAACAUCCCGCAACACUACUCAAUGUAUUGGAAUGCAUUAUGCAUGAACAAAGGAUUGUCUUCUUUUCUUCUGAUUAUUCAUUGCUACCUUUGGUCAUGGAAUGCUUUCGAUCAUAUAUUCGUCCAAUGGAAUGGCAUCAUCAGUACAUAUCAAUACUGUUUUCUGAAAUCAUGGGUUUUGUUGAUUGUCCCGGUAUCUUUAUGAUGGGAUGUCAUUCAAGCCAUAAAUCAGAAAUUGAAAAGAUUGAAAAUGAUCUUUUUCUGGUUGAUCUUGACAAUGCAAAAAUAUAUACAACUUCACAUUCAACUACAAAAAGUAAUGAAGAUUUAAUGGGACAAUUUGCACUUCGGAUGCCUGAAUUGGCAGCUUCGAAUCUUCUUCGAAGGCUUGGAGAAUUAGAGCUCCAUAACACUGUUUCAUCUGUUUGUGAAGUUAGUCCUGUAUCACUAGAAGAAAUGAAAGAACAGAACAUGCGUUUCCAAGCUUCGAUCAACAAAGCCAUUCAAGGAAUUUUUACAGAGUUUAUGGUCGACAUAUUUGGAUCUACUUUGCAAUACCUGGAUCACGAACAUCAACAAUUUAGAUUGAACAAAUUUUUAGAAAGUAUUCCGCACACAGACUCCCCUUUCUAUAUUAAAGUUGCAAAGUCGUACAUGUUUCGUCGAUUCGUAAAACAGAGAUUGGCUCAACGUACAGAUGAUUUCAGUUAUCUUGCUCAGUCAAGAUUGAAGAGAAGAACAGUUUCUAGAGGAACUAGAAGGGUUCGAAUGAAUACAGUAGGAUCCCCUAAUUCUAAUGAAUGGGAAUGGGAUCUCAUUGAUAAGAAUGAAAGCAUACAGAACAAAUCAAGCUUUGAUGAUCCAGAGGAUAUAUUUUCUGAUCCAAAUCUUCAAUCAGAUUAUUUCGCGGAUCAUGAUACCGGUCAGAGGUCAACUUCAAGACAAUACUCGUCAGAAACUUCUGAAAUUGAGAAUUCUUCAGCAAAUGACAUCUGUGUAACAAUACCUUGUUUCCCUGUGCAAGGAACAAAUUUCAACUCAAAGCAUUUCUAUCAACGAUGUGUUGGGAACAUCAGUAAUGUUUUGGAGAAAGUGAAUGCUGAUACCAAGAUAUCACAAUCACGUAGAUCGAGUUUACGAGCCGGUCUUCUUCUACUUCGUGGAUUUUACAGUCUUGCUGCGGAAAACCUUGUUGCUGGUUUUCGGGAUCUUCAAGCUACAGCAAAAGAAGAUGCAAGAUUUUAUCCCAACUCAACACUGAAGAAAAUUCACUCAACACUCAAUGAACAUGAGCUCAAAUUACUUCAACAAAAUGCUUUGUGCACAAAUGUUCCUUCACGUAAAGUUGCAGCUACUCGAACACAAUCUAAUAUGUCGAUCAGUAUGAGAUCGUACUUCACUGACGAUAAUGUAGCAUUGUAUCCUUUAGAAGUGGAACCAUUCACUUUCAUGCUUGAAAGGAACGAUGUAACAAACAAUGAAAAAGUUAUAUCUUUGUUAUAUGAGGCUCUUUGUGAUUGUUCAGCAUCUCAGAAAGUUGAUCAUGAAUGUUUUAAUGCUUUUUUUCAAACAUGGCAACAGUUAAAAAACGAAUGUACAAAAACUAUGAAAAAAUUGAGCACUGAGGUGCGUUUGCAACCUGAUUUGGUCACUAGGAGAAUGUCUGAUGCGUAUGGAGGUAAUGAUAAGUAUUUAUCGUUCCAUCCAGACGAAAAAAUUCUGAAAAUAUCUGGAAUCGAAUUAUCAAGUAAAGGAAAUGGAAGACUUGUUCUCACCACUAGGAGGUUAAUUUUUAUUGGUGCUGGGAACGAGGAAUGCAAGUUGGUGAUUCUGCUUAAUCAGAUUUUAUCUGUCAAAGAAGGAAAAAUGAAAAAUUUUUUGUCAAGCAGUGUAGCUGUGCACAUACAUUAUCAAAAUACCCCAUCAGAAAGUAAUGCUCCUUUUAAAAUUGGUCUAAAAUUAAAUUGUGGAAUAUGGUUGGCACUUAUUAAUGAAAUGAAGACAGGACAAAGCAUAUCAAGAGAACAACGGGAUGACAACAUUACAUUAAAUACUGCGGCACAAAAUGUAGUCGUUGCUGAUGCUUUUUAUGCUGCCACAAAUGAUGAAGAAUUUAUGAAACCAGAUAAAGCAUUGGAAUGGGUGAACAAACUCUGUAGAUUUGAAUCGCUGAGACAAAGUGGAGAACUAAAGAUGUUUAGUCUUGAAACUCAAGAAAAAGUAGUAAUGAGAAUGGAUCCAUCACCAAAGGCAAGUAAGAAGCCUGGAGUCUGCGCAAUGUCCUACUCAUCUGGAGGUAUUGAUGAAACACCUCAUGUAUGGGUUGCACUGGCUUCUGGACAAGUUCGAUCCAUCGAUACCACGAGUUGGACUCUCGAUCCUCAACCUAUCAAAGACUGGGAUGCAAACAUGAUUUGUCUGUGUGUGGUAGAAGGCAAAGAAUUAUGGAUGGGAUCAGAAGAUACAACUAUUUAUAUACUUUCCAUUUCUACAAAGAAAACAACCAGGAUUCUAAACGAUCAUAUUGCUCCUGUGAAAGCUAUCGCAAAUACGGAAAACAAUUCGGUCGCAAGUGCUUCUCUAACUGGAGAAGUUAUUAUUUGGACUCUUGAACCAACUAAGAUUCAUUAUAAGUUCAAUGCCUUCACAGAUGGAUCCAAUCUCACUUCUUUUGUUCCUUUCAAAAGUUAUCUGUGUUGCUGUUCUGCACAAUAUAUCAUCAUAUGUAACCAUGAAGGGAAACGUCUACAAAGACUUGAGCUUGGUCAAUUUUCAGCCGUUCCUCUCAACCCUAAUUUAACCUGCUGUUCGUGGGGAUAUAACGAAGACAAUGAAAUAUGGGCUGGUGAUUCAAAUGGAGCCAUUUAUUUGUGGGAUGUAUCAUCUCUUGGCUCACGGCGUACUUCUUCAUUGACGUCAUUCAGUAAAGUGAAGGAUAUAAAUGUCUUGAAACCUAAAUUAUCAGGAAUGAUGAGUGCUGGUCUUGCUAUCACUUGCAUGAAUAAUUGUAACAAAAAGCUCUGGUUAGGUAACGGAAGAGGAGAAAUCAUGAUAUAUAACACUAGUGAACAAAAACAAGAAAGUACGUUGAAAGCUCACGAUGGUCCUGUUACAUCUAUGUGCCAACUUGAAAACAGAUACAUGGUCAGUGGAUCUGGUGGCGAUGAUGGUAAAAUGGUUGUUUGGAGACAAUGAUAUCAGAGUUGAAACGCUUUUUCUAUUUGUUUUCUAAUGAAAUUUCAUUGAAAUUUAUGCUCCCUUUGUGGGGUUUUUGUGAAUAGUUCUGAUCUUAUUGAAUUGUGGUGUGAUUUUUGUUAGCAAUCUUACUUUUUUUUCAAACUUUGCACUAUCUCUUAUUCUAAUCACUGAUAUCUGACUGUAAUUGUUGCAUUUAAAUAUAUAAUAAUUUGACAGAACGUUUUUUAAAUAUGUAUGAAAUCAUGCUCUUUUAUGAGAGGCAAUCUUAAAAACAAUUUUUUUAAGCUGAAAAAAUUACAAUUUGAGUAAUUGGCACUUGUUAAAAUUUCAGUGUAGCCGAUUUAUAUCUAAAUUUCUAUAAAUAAUUAGUGAUGUUGGUUUUACUGAACAAAUUUCAUUUAUUUUCAUAUUGCAGCAAUGAAGUUACCUGUAAACUAUGUUCAUCCUAUUUUGAUGUCAAUUUGACUGAGGCUUCUAAAUCAUAGUCUCAAGUUUGCAUAUUGCAUAAUUUUACGCCUUCGAAAAUUGUAUUGAGUUAUAUGUAAUUCCCACUUUUCUUGUACUUUUUUCAUUGGUGUCUCAGUUUUUUUUAUUUGUCUUGAUUAACCGCAUGAUGAAAUGUUGCUGAUAUGUCUUAUGAGAGCUGUGUGAAAAAGUUCAUAUUUUAGUAUAUCUGAAAACUUCAUUAUUAUUUAGGCCAUCCUGAUUGUAACCUAUUAUGCACAACUAUAUUUUGGUAGAACAAUCAAUGACCCCGUUUUUAAUUUAGCCACUGGCAUAUGCCUAGAAACCUUUGUUGUAAGAUAUGCAACUUCAUAAAUUAGUCAGAUUCUUUAUUGUGUAAAUUUCCUCAUUUUUAUUCUGUGCAUUCCAUUUUUCAAAUAAAACCAGUACGACUUAUGAUUUGUUGCACAAGUACCAGUAGAACAAACAAGCUGUUUGAAGUACAUAACUUAUUCCCACUAUAAUUUAAAAAUUACUUUGUUUGAAUAUAAAAUAUUUAUAUCUUGUAUGAAUGACAAGACAUAUAGAAAACAAUUUGACAGAAUGGAUUGUUAUUAUUGACACCAUUAGUGCCUUAUGUGUGUAUUAUUAGUGCCUUAUGUGUUGUAGAAAUUUCUUCUUGCCACUGUGUUUGUGUUGUCAGUACUUCAUAGUUCCAGAAACUGCUCCUUUCGUGGUGGUCAGCUGACUGUCGUCAAAAUUUGGAAUGUAAUACAACUUUCUCAGUCGAUCAAUAUAUUUAGCAAGAUAGCUUUGAUUUUUCAUAUCUUCCAAAUUACUUUGACCUAUCCAGUAACUAUGCAGGAUCCUGCAAAUUCCCACUAUCAUUGCCGGAAUAAUUUUUGCUUUUUUUCUGUAUGAGUUUUAUGCAAUUAUUUUUGUUCAAUUCUGUAACGAUUAUAUAUAAGAUUUAGAAGUUUUCGUUGCAUUGAUUUGUUGGCAUUGACAAUGUAGUUGAUUGAUCCUGUUUUACUUCUAGCAAACUUCUUCACUGUAGUUCCGUCCUUUCUUGUUGCAAACUAAUAAAUUAAUUGAACUAUU